Messenger RNA from Porites lobata, 444 nucleotides. Lineage: Eukaryota; Metazoa; Cnidaria; Anthozoa; Scleractinia; Poritidae. The record is from the annotation of a GenBank genome assembly.
AUGUUACUGACUUUGUAUUUCCUAUUUCCGGUAGCCUCCUUAGUCUAUAUUUUAUUGAUUUCUUUAGAAAGGUUACAUGCUACAAUAUAUCCUUUCAAGCACUGCCUUAUUGGAGGAAAGGUUUACUUUAGGAUUAUUGCUUUUAGUUGGUUGGUGGCAUUGGUUCUAGCAUUUGUGUUUGCUUUUCUUUUAUUGCGUGUUUCGUUUGUAUUCCCAUACGCAUAUGCAUCUUUUGCUUUUAUCACCCUUCUAAUUCUCGCAGUCUCUUAUGUUAGGAUUAUUCUAAACGUCAAGAAAUAUACUCACUCGGCACAGAAUUUUGGCUCGUUACUUUCGGAAGAGAGAAAACUAUCGCUAACAUUAUUUAUCAUGACCUUGACCUCGUUUCUGACCAUUCUUCCUGCCGUUAUUUGGGAUGCCAUAAUUGCAGACCACUUGUGGUAG